Molecule: messenger RNA, 2922 nt
Organism: Batrachochytrium dendrobatidis JAM81
Lineage: Eukaryota; Fungi; Chytridiomycota; Chytridiomycetes; Rhizophydiales
Exons: 9
Coding region: 1-2889 (962 amino acids)
Biological process (GO): vesicle-mediated transport; intracellular protein transport
Cellular component (GO): plasma membrane; secretory granule
Molecular function (GO): syntaxin binding
Source: RefSeq, a predicted model, not a curated record
AUGCCGUCCCUGAGAGAAACACUCAAGAAAAGAAUCAUCAAUGAUAUGCUCAGAGCUGUUAAUCCACCUUCCAGAUGGAAGAUUCUAGUAGUCGAUGCUUAUGCAUUGCGUCUACUCAACUCUUGCUGCAAGAUGCCUGAUGUGCUCUCAGAAAACAUUUCUGUGGUCGAAGGCCUUUCCAAUAAGCGACAGGCUCAUCCUGACAAAGAAGCCAUUUAUUUUAUAUCCCCUACUUUGGACAGUGUUCGUGCGGUCAUUGAUGAUUAUUCUAAAACUCGUCCUCCAUAUGCUGCUGCCCAUGUUUUUACAACUUCUGCUUUAUCCGAUCAAUUGUUUGAACGUAUUCAACACUCUCCUGCAAUCAACCAUCUUCGUACUUGCAAGGAACUCAAUAUCGACUUCUUUGCGCCAGAUUCACAGAGCUUUAUAUUUGACUAUCCGGAUUCGUGGUAUACCUUGUUCAAUCCACAUGCACCAUCAUUGUUGAAAUACGAACUGGAUCAUAUUGCCAAACGAAUUGUAUCCGUACUCGCCACUCUCGGUGAAUAUCCAUACAUUCGCUAUCACACUAGACCUGUGCCUUUCUCUACUGCCCCACAAAAGUCUUUAUCACAGGAUCUUGCCGUACAAGUUCAAGAGGAACUGGAUAAACUGUGUCGUCACGACCCGUCUUUCCCGCCUCAGUCAACCUUCAAACGUCCUGUUUUGAUCAUUACUGAUCGAUCCAUUGACAUGAUUUCACCUCUUUUACACGAGUUUUCAUAUCAAGCUGUUGUGGGCGAUCUUAUCGGUCUUGAAACUGGAAAAUACAAAGAUCGACGUGAUGGCAGUGAAACCAUUGUAGAUGAAUCUGACCCAAUUUGGGCUGAAGUUCGUACAUGGCAUAUUGCUGAAGUGCUUAGUUACCUCCCUGAACUAUUCAAACGAUUUACUUCUGAAAAUAAGGCUGCAAAAUGGGAGUUGGAAAAGGGUGGCGGCGAGAAUUCUGACAAGAUUCAAGAUCUCAAGGACGCCAUGGGCUCACUUGGUGUUUAUCAAGACAUGAAGGCCAAAUAUGCGCUACAUACAUUCAUGUGCGAAGAUGUUAUGAACCGUUAUAAGGAACGGAUGUUGGAAAAGAUUUCUGAAGUAGAACAAAACUUGGUCAUGGCUGAUCCUACUGAUGCAUCCAAAACUCGACUACUACUUUCUGACGUAUUUCGUAUUUUGGAAGACUCUUCUAUUCAGCAUUUGGAUAAGAUUCGAUUGAUCAUGUUGGCUAUUAUCUCUCAGGGAGGUGUGCAAGAUUCCGACAGACAGCGAUUUUUAGAACGCGGAGCUUUGACUGUCGAAGAGUCGCAGGCGCUCACCAAUCUGUCUUUGCUGAGUGUGCGUUUGAGUCCAAGUUUGGAUAAGAAAAAAGUCGAAUCCAAGAACCCGUAUGUAUAUGCCGAAACUGUCAAGCGUAGCAAAGAUAAAGUAUUCAAGUUUGAAAACAGUCGAUAUACCCCCAUGCUGAAAUAUAUUGCUGAAGACCAAUGCAAGAAUGCAGUUGAUCAGCAUGUAUUUCCCUGGAUCAAAGAUCCACCGGUUGGCGAAUAUGGCGACCGACCCAGUACCUGGUCUGAUCCAUCCUUUGAGAGCGCCAUUUCACCUACAUACCGCAAAAAGCCAUCAUGGGCUACUCGAAAAACAAGUGGUGGCUCGGUUACAAACAUCACUUCUGUAGCUGCUACAUCGGCUUCAUCCAAAGCCGAGGAGGAUUUUCGAGAAAAUGGACCCAGAGUGAUUCUUUUUGUUAUUGGUGGUAUCACCUACUCUGAAAUGCGAGCAGUAUUUGAAGCUAAAAAAGAUCUACGUCGAGAUAUUGUCAUAGGAUCAACACAUGUGUGGCAACCCGACGGGUUUGUUGAGGCUUUGAAGGAUCUGCAUCGAGGACAGGGUGCUGCUUCUCGGUUUAUGACGUUUCAUCGACCCCUUCCACCACCUCCUGCUGACCAGAGAUCUUCUAGAUCUCAAGGCGGACCGAAAGAGGCAUACAUGCGUGGAGAUUCUCGUGGUGGUAGUCCAAGAGGUGCAUCACCUCGAAAUGGAAGACCAUCCGAUCCAAGAGAUGAUCCUCGUUCUAGAAAAAAUCCUUCGCCUCGUUCUGACCCUCGUGCUGCACAAAACUAUGACCCACGAGGUGAUCCACGAGGUGACCCACGGAAUGACCCACGAGGUGAUCCUCGAGGUGACCCACGGAGCGGCUCACGAGGUGAUCCUCGGGGUGAUCCACGAAAUGACCCACGAAAUGGUUCACGAGGUGAUCCAAGGAAUGACCCACGAGGUGAUUCACGUAGCGGAUUUCGUGGCAAUAGUGCAGAAGGUUUGAAUUCUCGUUCACCUCCACAAGAUGAUUUUAGAUCACCGCCUCCUCAACAACAGCGAACUGCUCCAACAUGGAGUCGUACUGGCAGAGAUACUACUCCACAAGCACCACCUCCGCAACAGUAUACAGGAGAAAGAGGCAUGCCACAGCGAAAUGGUCAAUAUGAAUCCAGAUCAAUGGAUAAUAUUCCCGGUGGAUCAGGUCGUCCUGGUCGUUAUCCCAUAUCAUCAGACAACUCUAGACAAGGUAAUGGUAGUAUGUCGCAAGAUCGGCUAGAUGCACAAAUGGGCCGUAUGGGGAUCAGUGGUCAAAGUCGCUCCUCAAACAGCGCUUCAUCACGCGAUUCUCCUCAAACCAGUCGUGGACAAUAUGGACGUAGUACUGGUUCUAGUAGUCCAAAUAGUAGCCGAUCUCAAAGUCGCGGAUACUCUAAUGAUCCUAUUCCUUUGGGUGAUUCCUCACGCGACUCUGCAGGUGGAUCUCGUGAGGGUGUAUCAGAUAAACUUAAAUCAAAAAAAGGAUGGUUUGGAUUUAAAUAAAAUCGAGUAUUAUGUUUUUGUAUGAAUGAAAUC